AGUGGCUAUCAGACAGAAGCAAUCGAGAACCGCUUAAUGAGAAAGCCAAAGAAACUUGUUGAACUACAAGAAAAAGAAGCACAAGAAGGCAGAAGAACCCGGAGGGGGAGGCAAAAAACAUUUUCCAGAUAAGCGGCAGUCGGAGUCGUGUGAAUAAAAGCGUGUGUAUUUGUUUUGUGGGUCAGCCUGUUCCAGCUAAUUACCGUGAACUUGUCAGCGCACACAAAACGGCUGUAAAAUGACCAAAGUGAGGUAAUAAACACGGCGAAUUAACGAGAAACCCGAGUGAAUAAUGUCCAAACUGGUGAAGAGAAUCCGCAGCAUGAUCAAUCCAAGCAGCCAGCGGGAUCGCGAAGAUACCACCUCGGUAUCCGCUUCAGAGGGCUUCAUUGCUCGCAGGAAGUGCCACUCGCUGCCCCGAAGGAGCAAUAGACACUCGACCGCCCGGCGAUCAAACAGUGGUCUGUGGAAUCGACUGGUCACCAAUGUCUUCGGACCGGAAGAUUCAUAUGACUUUGACAACGAAGGCGACAGUGGUGGUGCCGUAUUUUACACCGAUUCGGUGAACGGUUCAAACUAUGAGAUAUCUGCAGAAGGCGAAUACAUCAAGCAUCCCGUUCUGUACGAGCUCAGUCACAAAUAUGGUUUCACAGAGAAUCUGCCGGAGAGCUGUAUGUCCAUACGGCUGGAGGAGAUCAAGGAGGCCAUUCGGCGAGAGAUCCGCAAGGAGCUGAAGAUCAAAGAGGGCGCCGAGAAGCUCCGCGAGGUGGCUAAAGAUCGACGAUCCCUCAGCGAUGUGGCCGUUCUUGUCAAGAAGAGCAAAAGUAAACUUGCCGAGCUGAAGUCCGAGUUGCAGGAGCUCGAGAGUCAAAUCCUCCUGACAUCGGCCAACACCGCCGUCAAUAGUAAUGGACAAGAAUCGAUCACUGCCUGCAUUGAUCCCAAUGGCGGCUUCUUGGUCAGCGGUGCAGUUGGUGGCUUGGGCGGCGGAAACACGGCUCUGGAGGGCGGCGCACCGGCCACUGCCAAUGACAAAGUGCUCGCCUCGCUGGAGAAGCAGCUGCAGAUCGAGAUGAAGGUGAAGACCGGGGCGGAAAACAUGAUCCAGUCGCUGGGCAUCGGAUGCGACAAGAAGCUGCUGGCGGAAGCCCACCAGAUGCUGGCCGACUCGAAGGCCAAGAUUGAGUUUUUGCGCCUGCGCAUCAUCAAGGUGAAACAGAACCGCGAGCAGGCCGAUCGCCUCAAGGCCUCGCGCCAGAUGAUCGACGAGCAUGGCCAGACGAUCGGCGGGAACAACAGCAGCCAGCCGCAGAGCCUGGAGACGACGCUGGAGGAGCGAAUCGAGGAGCUCCGCCAUCGACUGCGAAUCGAGGCAGCCGUCGUCGAUGGAGCCAAGAAUGUUAUACGCACGCUGCAGACGGCGAAUAGGGCACCGGACAAGAAGGCUUUGCAGGAGGCCCAUGGACGUUUGUCGGAAUCGUCGCGAAAACUAGAUCUCUUGCGCUACUCCUUGGAUUUACGACGCCAGGAGCUGCCCGCCGAUUCGCCCGCCGCCCAGCAAUUAAAAACGGAGCUGCAGAUCGUCCAGCUAUCGACCUCCCCAGCUCCGGUCACCUACACGUCACUGCAGUCCGGACAAGCGGGCAUACUCGGCGGAAAGCCGUACCAGUCGGUAUCCUCGCUUGGACGCUGUGCCAGUGUCACCGGAAAACUGGAGGUUCGCUUGCUGGGCUGUCAAGAUUUGCUGGAAGAUGUGCCCGGUAGAUCGAGGAGGGACAAGGACAACAACUCAAGUCCGGGUGAUUUACGAAGCUUCGUCAAGGGCGUCACGUCGCGCAGCAGUUCAAAGAGCUAUUCGGUAAAGGAUGAGACGUCCAUUGAGAUCAUGGCGGUCAUCAAGCUGGACAAUAUCACCGUUGGCCAGACAUCGUGGAAGCAAUGCUCGCAGCAGGCCUGGGAUCAGCGCUUCUCCAUCGAUCUAGACCGGUCGCGCGAACUGGAGAUUGGAGUUUACUGGCGCGACUGGCGAUCCCUGUGCGCCGUAAAGGUGCUGCGCCUUGAAGAGUUCAUCGACGAUGUACGACAUGGCAUGGCAUUGCAGCUGGAGCCACAAGGUCUGCUAUUUGCGGAGGUCAAGUUCUUGAACCCCAUGAUUUCACAGAAGCCAAAGCUGAGGCGCCAGCGUAUGAUCUUCAACAGGCAGCAAGCGAAGAACAUCUCGCGGGCCAAGCAGAUGAACAUUAAUGUGGCCACAUGGGGCCGCCUGCUUAAGCGGAAUGCUCCUAACCAUGUGCACAUGGGAUCGGCAGGAUCAGGAUCUUCUCUAACCGGUAGCUCGCCUAUGGUGGUUGGUGGGUCUCGCGACUCUGAGUCUCCGAUUUCGAGGACUCCCUCAUCCGACGCACUGGUGGAACCGGAGCCCUACACGCCCGGAGAGCAGGCACAGAACUUGGAAUUCGAUCCCGAUGCAGGAAUUAAUGAACACGUGGAGACGCCAGGUGAAUACCCGGAUCCGGCGGCCAGUGGUCUGAGCGGAAUGCGACCCCUGUCCAUGCACAUGCAGGGAAUUAGUGUGCUGCCCCCGGAAUCGCCACCCGUGGCCACCGGAGCAGCUGGUCGGCCCAAUACGCUCAGCUUACAGAUGCCGGGUGCCAGUAAAGGACAGGUGAUCCAAGGCGGACGGACUGCGGCGCCUACAACGGCGCCACCGCCACCACCUGUGCUCAAGGCGACAUCCACCACUCCGAUAUUGGAUCAGGAGCUGCAGGAUGCCCUGCACGAAUUCGAUUUCCUGUCGGACCUGGACUCACGUCCCACCACGCUGCGUCGCCUGCUGAAGGAGCAGAAGAUGGCGCUGGAUGCCGGCGCGCUGGAGAAUCUGCUGCUGCAGCAGCAACAGACUGAGCAGCAGGCACUGCAGCAGCGCCAGCGCCAGGAGCAGCUGCGUCUGCAGCAGUUUCAGGAGGCGCAGCGCCAGGCGAUCCUGGACCUGUGCGUGAAACAGAGAGAGCCCGCGGAGCAGACAUCACCCACCCUUGCCAACCAAACGCCGACGUUCCCACCGCUUGCCAGCAAUCAGAUCAUGCCAAGCUUAAAUGCCCGCCCUUGCCAAAGCCAAAGCCCAAACCACAACGAAUUUCAGUUGCAGCCGCAGCCACCACAUCCCGCCCAGAAACCGACGAAUCCCGAACCACCGUCCGCUGUGGAACAGCAGCUGCACCGUCCGGUCCUAAUCCUGCCGCCCGUGGUGCUCCUGGGUGGUCGGGAGGAGGACCGUUCGGUGCCACCAUCGCCACUAGUCGAGUAUCCCGAGGACGACGACGAGUAUCUGUAUCGUGGUAGCAACGAAAACCUGGGCACCAGGCUGCACUCCAGCCACAGUUCCAGUGCCGGCGAUCGUUUCUGUGUGGAGGUUAUACCACAGUUGGGGAAGCUUUACGUGGGCAGUAGCCAGCAGCAGUAUGCGCAGCAGUCAUCGCCCAUCAUCCAGGAGCCAGCUACUCCUACUAUUUACGGAAACAGCGCCGCAGCCGGAGCGCCGCAGUUCCCGCAGCCCGCCCAAAGGCAAGAGAAGCAGCCUCCGCAGCAGCAGCCCAUCUACGCUAACCAGUAUGAGCUGAAUGUGGCCAAGGCGGCAGCUGCAGCAUCUGUUUACUCACCCAGCUCCUCCACCACCAGCAACUCCAAUCAACAGCAGCAGCAGCAGCGCCGGAAUGUGGCCCGUGGACUGCAGUAUCGUGAAUCUGGAGGACUCGAGACUGGACGUGCUGGCAAGCAGCCACCCAAUGCGGGCAUGUUGUCAAUGGACAACUUCCGUUUGCUAAGCGUUCUUGGUCGCGGCCACUUUGGCAAGGUGAUUCUGUCCCAAUUGCGAAGCAACAACCAGUACUACGCUAUUAAGGCACUGAAGAAGGGAGACAUCAUUGCCCGCGACGAAGUGGAGUCCCUGCUUAGCGAAAAGCGCAUCUUCGAGGUGGCCAACGCCAUGCGCCAUCCGUUCUUAGUUAACUUGUAUUCGUGCUUCCAGACUGAGCAACACGUAUGCUUUGUGAUGGAAUACGCUGCUGGCGGAGAUUUGAUGAUGCACAUCCACACGGACGUGUUCCUAGAGCCGAGAGCCGUUUUCUACGCCGCUUGUGUGGUUCUGGGCCUGCAGUACCUGCACGAGAACAAGAUCAUCUACCGGGACCUGAAGCUGGACAAUUUGCUUUUGGACACGGAAGGAUAUGUGAAAAUUGCGGACUUUGGUUUGUGCAAGGAGGGCAUGGGCUUUGGUGAUCGCACGGGCACUUUCUGUGGUACGCCCGAGUUUCUGGCACCGGAAGUGCUCACGGAAACUUCCUACACACGAGCUGUGGAUUGGUGGGGCUUGGGUGUGUUGAUCUUUGAGAUGUUGGUUGGUGAGUCCCCAUUCCCUGGUGACGAUGAGGAGGAAGUAUUCGAUUCAAUUGUCAACGAUGAGGUGCGCUAUCCGCGCUUCCUAUCGCUGGAGGCCAUAGCCGUGAUGCGUAGGCUUUUGCGCAAGAAUCCAGAGAGACGUCUGGGAUCUUCGGAACGGGAUGCGGAGGAUGUUAAGAAACAGGCAUUCUUCCGGUCAAUUGUGUGGGAUGACCUGCUCCUGCGAAAGGUUAAACCACCAUUUGUGCCGACAAUUAACCACUUGGAGGAUGUGUCAAACUUUGACGAGGAGUUCACGUCGGAGAAGGCUCAGCUUACGCCACCGAAGGAGCCGCGACACUUGACCGAGGAGGAGCAGUUGCUCUUCCAGGACUUUUCAUACACGGCCGAAUGGUGUUAGAAGCUCAUUCUUAGUUCAAGGAUUUACUAACGGGCCUAGCCCGAUCCUUAUAGCCUAUGGCCUGCUUUUGCUUUUACUUGUGUACGAAAUUGGUUUCGAGUAAUUUUACUUGGCUUAGUAGUCGAUGUGAGUUCAAUAUUUAUACAUGAAGACAGCAUGAUAAUACAGAUACAGGACAUAUAUAUUUAUAAACUAUAUCUAUAUAGAAAAUACAUCUACUAACGAGAGAACUUUUGAUUGUUGCUCACUGGCCGAGAGACCAACACAAACCAAAAUACCUAGUUGUCCAUGUUGUGGAAAAGCAAGCAUUUGUCAAUCAUCCAUGCAACCGGUUUAGCAUACAGUGUACCCAGAAAUCAUCCCACAUUGUCGUUGCAUUGUACAGCAUAUAGAGUUGUUUCCUUUUCCAAACACGAGAACGCAUUGAAUAGUCUGACAAACCCUAGGAAAGCCUUAUACGCCAAGUUGUAGUUUUGGAAACCGUUUUUUAAGACCGGAUACAAAUAGAUUUUAUAGAUGAGAAGUGUAUGUCUACACCCCAGAGCAGUCAUUGCAACCUAUUUUCAUAAUCAACAUACAAGAACAAAGAUAUAUUUUAUACAUAUAUUGCAUGCACAUCCCAGGAAUCGUCUUGCUAAACGAGCUCAUCUUCUAUACGACAUACAAACAUACAUAUUUAUCUAGUAAAGUGAGAGAAAGUGAAAUAUUUACAGUUUUAACAUGUAAGCCCUGUAAAUUGCCUUUUGCCGCGUUUUAUCAACUCCCCAGCCCAUUGCCCGAGUUGUGUUAUAAUUUAAACAUAUUUUUUACGUCAUAUACACACGCAAACAUUUGUUAUUUAUUAUUAUUAUAACUAUUAUACAAGAAAACUGUAUUGCUUUGAGCAUUUUUAUUCGACGCUAGAUCGAUGAUUGUAAACAAUUUGUUUUGCAUGCGCGGUGUGCUUUAAACCAGAUAUGAGGAUCAGAAAACAAAUAACCGCUCGACGGGAUAGAAUUUGGAAAUUCCGUUGAUGGAUGGCAUGCAAUCGGAUUGUUGUACUUCUAAGAUCUAUGUUGUAUUUAAUGUAACUUUUAGUUCGAUUUAAGCUUGUAAUAAUCGAUUAUUGAAACGUAGUCUAAGCUAUCAUUAUGUGAAGAUAAUUAUUGAUAAUUACAAUUAUGAUAACGAUUUUGCACACCUCAUGCGAAUCGAAACGAGUAUAAACAAUGCAGAUCUUCUAUUGUCAUUUUUAUUAUGAUUAUGCUCACAACUUGCGGCUAUAAUCAUCGAUUUAAUUUUAAAUCUGUAAAGUCGGAUUGGUGCACAUCCAAUCACAUUGUUUAGUUUCAAGUUGCGACUGUAAUUUAUAUUUAUGAUAUGAUUUUAAAUAAAUGUAUCUAUCGCUAUUAUUUAACUGCUGUUUUUGUCGACUGGUUUUCGCUGAGACCUUCGCUCAUUUGGUAAUACAAAAUAUUGGCGGUAUUGUCCACAACGGCUAAAAAUAUGUUGCUGAUAGGGAAUAAAGUGGUUAAAAACAUAAAUAUUAUUUUCAUAACAUUUAAUACGCACCGUUUUUUAAGCUUUUUGUGUAAAGAUUUUACAAUUCUAAAGUCGAUUGCCUUUGUGUGCAGCACAGGAAUAUAAACAUCAUCAUUUUUCAUCAAAUAAAACACUUUCAGAUUUGGAUCAUAGUUGGGUUGGAAUUCGGCGCUUUCUUCCUCUAAUGCAUAAUAAUAAAUAUUAAAUUGAGAAUUAAAUAUGCUUGAAUUACC
Molecule: messenger RNA, 6552 nt
Organism: Drosophila melanogaster (fruit fly)
Lineage: Eukaryota; Metazoa; Arthropoda; Insecta; Diptera; Drosophilidae
Gene: Pkn
Product: protein kinase N
Exons: 10
Coding region: 293-4798 (1501 amino acids)
Biological process (GO): animal organ development; signal transduction
Cellular component (GO): anchoring junction; cleavage furrow; cytoskeleton
Molecular function (GO): transferase activity; nucleotide binding; protein serine kinase activity
Source: RefSeq, marked reviewed